CUGACACUAGCAAAGAUCUGCCGGUGUCCCAAUCCAGUGAUUCUAUGGCUGAGCAACACCUUGAGACAACACAUCAUCCACAUGUCCAGGCGCGGCAUAAGGAGGCCACAUGCUCCUUAUCACACUGUGAUGAAACAACUAACAGUGCUACCACAUCGUCUACAUUUCCAAGAGGAGCAGUGGCUGAGAUAAAGAUGCCACAACAAUCACUUGGCUAUCUUUUACACCAUCCCCUGAAUCAGCCAACAACCAAUCCAACUAAGCCAUUAGUCACACAGAUGCAGCCUCCUAUGUUACCACCUCCUCCUCUCCCAAACUUCCAGUCAGUAGAUCUCCACACCCAACUACCACUGACUAGUGAUCCUCUUGUGAUUUCAGAUAGUGAAACACCAAUAACACACAAACAGACAUCAGUUGUUACCAGCAAAGGUUUGAGUUCAACCCUUCAAUAUCUACUCAUUGAAAGUCAAUCCCAUUUGACAUUAACAUCAUCACGUACAAAAUUGCAGUCUUCAAAUCAAGUCAGUGAUGAAUUGUUGAUAGAGUCUCAUACUCAGGUUUCUAACGUCCGUGCAGUGUCUUUAGCCAGUCAAUUUAAAGAACCCUUCACUGAGACGUCCAAGCCUUCAGUGGUUGGACCUAUUGGCUUUCUCAAGUUGGAUUUGUAUUCAAUUACCCAGUCUUCAGCAUCACAAGCUGAAUCACACCAAACUCCAAUUGAUCAACUGGUUACAAAAAGUCAAUUUUACCAAUCCUACUAUGAGCCAACCACAUCCCAGAUUUCUCAAACCAAACUCGAGCAUCAAGUUCAACGUCUCCACCAGAAAACUCAUCUGCAGCUUUCACCAACCAUCUCGGAAAUAACUAAAACUGAUCCUCCACAAUCAUUUACUCAAAGUCUUUUUCCAAAGUUCCAUCAUGAGCAAACAAAAAUCACACAUGAUUUACCUUUCACACAUCCUCCACCUUCUCCAUUCACGAAGCCUCAACAAUCCCAAACUUACAGUCAACCUUUCCCUGCAAAACCAACUUUAACCAAAUCUUCAACUCCAACACAACAUCCACUGCUCCACUCACAACCUCCCCUACCACAGACAGAAACAUUUCCGGUCCAACACAAAGACCCUCUUCAAAUCCAGCCUUCAAUCUCAACCAUUCAUCAGACAUCCGAUCAUUCAACGCUAAACCCUGAGAUUCUUGUUGUCCAUCAGGUCAAUGUGUCUGAUCAGAUACAGCUAAAUACUAGCCAGCAAGGUGACCCAGUUCAGUCAAAUAAAUCAUCAAAUGACACAGAGCUUACAGAAGGGCUGAAGAGGAACACCUCCCAAUCCCCUAUGACCAGCAAUGAUCCCAGAGUAACGCAGCAGUCUCCAUCAUGGUUGCCUGUGCUGGAGAAACAUGACAUUCCCAUCGUGGUGGGAGUGGGCGUAUCUCUGGCCUUCAUCUUCAUCACUGUAACCUUCUAUUCAGUGGUCCAGAAGAACGAACUUGCAACAACAAGCCGAGCAGGUCAGAGAUCCUCAGCCGCAUCAAUUGUCAGCACAACUAUUUCACAUUCUGAGCAUGUUCAGAGGAAUCUAGGGGUCCCCAUACGACACACUGAACAUCGAGCUGCAGGACGUACAUACGAAAACAGAGCUUUUGAAGACGAUGACUGUGUGGCCGUGAUUGAGCAGAGCCCCAACACAUCAGACACCCGAGCCCGACCUCCAGGACCAAGCCUGGUCACGGUGCAGAUGGAGCCGACAUUUGAGGAUCUUCAGGAGGACACACAGCCUGCUCUAGACGAUCACUUAGUCACUAUAGAGACUUAUCCUGAGCCCAUUCUUGACACAAAGGUUGAACCCUCUCUGGAGGAGGAGAAGGGCUGCAGCUUGUCGCAUCCGAGCAUCCAGCUGCAGUGUGCUGAGGAUUGGACCAGUAACCGAGGAGACAACUCUAGCCAAUGCCAGGAUGCCUUGCCUCCCCCAUCAUCCUUACCCUCCCGUUCACCUUCCCCCUCUCCACCAUCAACACGUGAGGAGGGCCUCCGCUCCUCGUUAACCCUGCAAAGUGCUGAGGCAUGUGUAGCACCCAUCCACCACAGCCUCACCAUCUCACAUGGAAACCCUCCCCGGCUCCUUUCUCACCAUGUCUCCUUGGGCCUUACUACAGUAGCAGUGGAUGUCCACUUUUACCCAGCAACCACUGCUUCAACGGCAGUAGGCACUAGCACUCAUAUCAAUUCCGUCUCUAAUUGCACUUCAGUGACGGCACCUGUGUUCAGUCCCCCAUUGGUUAAUAGUCAGGAGAAUGACCAAUUAGCUGCCAGAGUUCAUCAGUGUAAGUAACAACAGAUCAUCAAGUCCAAGACAUCCUUAUCUAUUGUAACCAACCCGAUUUCAAGAUAAGCCAUCAAAACUAUUUUGAUAUGAAAACAUUUUUAUGUAUUUGGCAUAUAAUAACUGAACAAUUAGCACAGGAUGACAACUUGUAAAAUGUAUUUUUUUUUAUUUACUGUGUCUUUAAGUAUGAGGUUAGAGCCCGGAGGUGAUUAGUUUAGCAUAAAGACUGGAGACAGGGGGAAACAGCUAGCUUGGCUCUGUUAAAUGUACCUAAAAACUCCUUUUAAAAUCACAUGACCGCACUAAAAAAAAAUUUAUUUAAAGUGCUCACCAAUGUGAUGUGAGCGCAAAUCUGAAUGUAUCAGUUUGCAACUUAUAAAUGUGACUUGAAUGUCUUUCACUCCCGCAACUCUUACAUGCUGUGUUUUACUGUUCCCCCUCCAGGCUAGAUGUUUCUACCUGCCUUCAGUCAUAAUGCUAAGCUAGGCUAACUGCCUCCUGACUUGAGCUCUGUAUUCAGAACUAUUUUUAACAUAUUCUGUAUUAGCAUCCACAUCUUUCUGUGAAUCUGUAUUUCAUAGCUUUAGUACAGUACUUUCUGUACUACUCCUUGUUGUCACAUGUUUGCUGUCAUUUUAUACAGUUUGACUGCGGUGCAGGUUCUGAACACAACUACUAGUCUUGCUUUCUUAAUUUUACUAUUGAAACAGGAAAAAGAAAAUGUUUAGUAUUCAUUGUUUUCAUUAAUUAUAUGGGAAUCACAUGUUUCAAACUGAUUCAUAUUGUGUUAUUGGUUUUUAGUUAGUUUAAGUAGACCUAUAGUAAGACUUGAAUGUGUUGUACAGUGUUGACUUUGUUAGUGAAACCACUAAGGAAACUUUACUUUCUCACAAAAUACUGAUUUUUUGUUUGUUUCAGUGACCAUGAUAAUUGUCCUCAUAUCAAGCUACUUGACUGUUAACACCGUUUCUUAAAACCAAAGGAGAAUAAGAGGGGCUGGAUC
Molecule: messenger RNA, 3327 nt
Organism: Etheostoma cragini (Arkansas darter)
Lineage: Eukaryota; Metazoa; Chordata; Actinopteri; Perciformes; Percidae
Product: hemicentin-2
Exons: 6
Coding region: 45-2330 (761 amino acids)
Source: RefSeq, a predicted model, not a curated record